Molecule: messenger RNA, 375 nt
Organism: Necator americanus (New World hookworm)
Lineage: Eukaryota; Metazoa; Nematoda; Chromadorea; Rhabditida; Ancylostomatidae
Exons: 1
Coding region: 1-375 (124 amino acids)
Source: RefSeq, a predicted model, not a curated record
AUGUACGGAUCAGAAACUUGGGCAGCUAAAUCUACGGUGAUGGAGAGGCUUGAUUGCGCAGAACAAAAGCUGCUUAGACGGCUACUUGGCUACUUUUGGCCUAGAGUAUGCCACAAUGAAGAUAUUUACGCAGAAAUUGAUGUGGUAUACCGGCGGAUGACAGGUGGAAGAUAUCAACGUCUUUCACCGCCCUCAAAAGUGGCCAAAGUAUAUCGUCUUCGCUUCUUUGGUCAUAGAAUAAGGACACCGGUAGACCGCCUUUUUCAACGAGUUUUGAGGAGUUUGUCUCCACCUAAGCCACCUGGCCGAAAACGGAAGUUUUGGACUGAGGCGGUGAAAGAGGACCUGAGGACACUCAGCGUGGAUAUAGCGUGA